This is a messenger RNA of Entrophospora sp. SA101, 1731 nucleotides long. The record is from the annotation of a GenBank genome assembly. Lineage: Eukaryota; Fungi; Glomeromycota; Glomeromycetes; Entrophosporales; Entrophosporaceae.
AUGCUUCCACCUCCAAUUGACCAAUUUUCAAGUUAUGAUGAACUCCUUGCUCAUGUUCGAGCCUUUGUUUUAACUCAAGGAUAUGCUGUAACCAUAAAAAGAACUCGAACUGAUGUAAAUGGCAAAGUCAAGAAUGUGACAUUGCGUUGUGACAGAGGUGGCUCUUAUAGAAAUAGUUUGAACCUGACAGAUGAUUUACGUCGUAGGCAGACAGCAUCAAGAUUUUUGGAUUGUCCAUUUGAGCUCCAUGGGACCAGACGCAAUGGUGUUUGGUUUCUUGAGGUUCGCAAUUCUGAGCAUAAUCACGAAGCAUCAGAGGAUAUGUCUGGUCAUCCAAUCACUCACAGGUUGAACACUGAGCAACGAGAGCUAGUUCAGCAAAUGUCUGCCGCUGGAUCCCAUCCUUGUGAAAUUUUGUCAACCAUUCAUCAGAGUGAUCUUUCUUCUAUGGCCACAUCUAGAACAAUCUACAAUACUUUGCAUUCCAUUCGUGAAGAAAGACUUGAUGGUCGUACACCAAUUCAAGCUCUUUUUGACAAAUUACAAGAAUCUGACUUCGAAUUUGAUUAUCAACAUGAAAAAGAAGCAGAUUAUGAAUGCGCCUUGACUUGCAUUUCAAAGAUCUUUAAUGGAAUGUCUCAUCCUAAAGUCAUUGUCACUGAUCGAGAAUUAGCACUGAUGAAUGCCAUUGGUAGAAUCUUUCCUGGUGCUCAUCAUCUUCUAUGUAUUUGGCACAUAAACAAGAACAUUUUAGCUAAAUGUAAACGUCACUUUGCUACAGAAGAAGAUUGGACCAAGUUCAUUGAAUUGUGGAAGGCAGUUACAGCAUCUAUCACUGAACAAGACUUCACAACCAAAUGGAAGGAAUUUUUAGAAUGCUAUGCGAGUAAGCCCAACAUCCUGCAGUAUCUUCAAGAAACCUGGAUCCUACAUAAAGAAUGCUUCAUUUCUGCCUGGGUUGAUCGUUACUUGCAUCUUGGUAACAAAGCAACUUCACGAGUAGAAGGUGCACAUGCUACUCUUAAAAAGUAUUUGCAGUCAUCCAGAGGUGAUCUUGAGUCAGUACAUCGUAAGAUCAUAUUGCAAGUAGAGUCUCAAGCAAAGGAAAUCCAUGCAAUGAUCUCUUCUGAAUGUCUAAAAGUACAACAUGUGUACCGUAUAGCUCUGUUUGAACCUCUCUUGAGUCGUGUAUCUGUUUUUGCCUUGAAAAAGAUCUGUGACAAGUGGAUCAAGGCAUCAAAUGCAACACUAGAUUCUCCCUUGAAUCCUUGCUCAGGGAUCCUUAGCUCCACGAUGGGUCUUCCAUGUUCACAUCUCAUCAGUGAACAUAUAGCAAACAGCCAAACAUUGCAGCAAACUGAUAUCCAUGAACACUGGUGGAUCAAAGGUCGCCAUUUUGAAUUCUUAGGUGAUCUUACACGUCCUGCCAAUGGUGACCACGCUAAUCUUCAGCUUCUUUUACAAUCUUUUGCACAACAAUACCAAUUCUGGCCACCACACCAACAAGCUGCUGCUCGUACCCAGUUGGAAGAAUUGUCUUCUGCUCCUCCUGAUGUACUUGGAAACCCUGAAGUUAGUAGGCCACGAGGAAGACCAGUUGGAGCAAGAAACCAAAGCGAAGGAUCAAUGCAGAGAGAUCCAUCUGCAUUUGAGCUUGUUGAAAGAAGGCCAAGGCAAUGUGGUAUAUGUUGUCAAACUGGUCAUAAUAGCCGAACAUGUCCUACUGUGUAA